Molecule: messenger RNA, 794 nt
Organism: Tribolium madens (black flour beetle)
Lineage: Eukaryota; Metazoa; Arthropoda; Insecta; Coleoptera; Tenebrionidae
Product: DNA damage-regulated autophagy modulator protein 2-like
Exons: 5
Coding region: 54-773 (239 amino acids)
Source: RefSeq, a predicted model, not a curated record
UUCGCAUCUAUUAUUGUCGAAUCUCUGUCUAUAAUGCGUCAAAAUAAAUAAAAAUGGAAAUCAGAUUCCGUCUUCAUUAUUGGCCGAUACUAACCGGAUUUUGGUUUAUUUUGACGUUUAUAAUAUCCUAUUUAGUGGCAAUUUACAACGACCAUGUAGUAAAAUUUUUCCCUUAUAUUAGUGAUACCGGCACAGUUCCUCCUGAUAGUUGUAUUUUUGGACAAAUGUUAAAUUUUGGGGCUGUUUUUAUGCUAAUCACAAUGUAUGUAAGAUAUAGAACAUUGCAAUUGAUCCCCCAGAGACGCUAUCUCAAAGCUUUCCAAGUGUUGAACCGUUGUUCGAAUCUUUUCGGUUCUCUCUCUUGUCUAGGAAUUAGUAUAGUGGCAAACUUUCAAGAAAAGUCGGAAAUAACCGUUCAUUUUAUUGGAGCAUUUAUGGCAUUUGGGGUCGGGGCGGUGUAUUGCAUUAUUCACGCGUAUUUGACUUGGUUCUCAUACUCGAGUAAAUUUCUGAAAUAUUUGAGGAUAUUGUUAAGCAUCUUACUCAUACCAUCUUACGUGUCAACCUCUGUUUCUAGUACUCUAGCUUUUAAUAAGUUUAAUGGAAAAAAUGCACUCAAGUGGAGUAAUAACGAUGACGGGUAUGAAUUACAUUUAGUUGCAACUUUUUCUGAGUGGAUUAUGGCCAUUGUUAUGGCUGCAUUUGUAACGACUUACUAUGUGGAAUUUAAAUUAGUUCGGUUUAAAGAAAUCUCUUUUACAAUUGAUGAAUAAACAAAAUAAUUAAAACAUUAA